AUGCCGACGCAGCUUCCGAGAUGGCAAUAUUUUGGCACCACUUCUGGUGUGAUUCGCCUUCUGCCCGGCAGAGAAUGGCGCUCAAACUUCGUCGGAUUCUAUGAUGACUAUGACCCGAGACUUCGCUCUUGGUACAUCUCAGCUACCAGUGGACCCAAGGACGUGGUGAUUGUUAUAGACUGCAGUUUAAGCAUGCGUGGAGAGAAGUCCGGAAUCGCUAAGGAGGUGGCGAUCGCGAUAAUACGAACACUGACAAAACGUGAUUAUAUGAAUGUGAUAUGUGCCAGAGCCAGCCAUUGGGACGAAGUGGGCCAUUGGUAUCCAUACCAAACCGAGGUGCUCAGCUGCCAGGAGAAUCACAUGGUGCCGGCUACUCUGGCGCAUCGACGCGAUCUGAUCGAGAAGAUCAACGCUAUCGAGCCGGGUGGUACCACGGAGAUGGAUGCUGGCUUUGAUCUGGCGUUCCGACUGCUCGGCUCCAAACCGAGAACGGGAUGUCAUUCAAUCGUGAUAUUCGUGACGGACGGCAGAGAUACAGAGGGCGAGGGUGUGCGGUGUCAUGCCGGCUACUACACUCGGUCAGGGUACAUGCCCGGUCCUGUAUGCAAGUGA
This is a messenger RNA of Protopolystoma xenopodis, 612 nucleotides long. NCBI's taxonomy places the organism in Eukaryota, Metazoa, Platyhelminthes, Monogenea, Polystomatidea, Polystomatidae. The record is from the annotation of a GenBank genome assembly.